Closterium sp. Yama58-4 is the source of this 1140-nucleotide messenger RNA. The record is from the annotation of a GenBank genome assembly. NCBI's taxonomy places the organism in Eukaryota, Viridiplantae, Streptophyta, Zygnematophyceae, Desmidiales, Closteriaceae.
AUGUCCCUCGCCGCGGCGUCGGCGAGACGCCAUGUGCGAUGGCAGGCGAUGCUGCUGCAGUCGCAGCUGAUCGCCCAGCGAUCGAUCCUUCGCAGACCAGCACUGAACCGAUCACAACCGUUCGUCACCUCCCUCGAUCGCGCACACGUUCACCCAAUGCACGGUGCCCCUCUCCUCCCUCCCAAGCCCCCCAUUUCCCCGUCACCCCCCCCGCCCCACGCACCCCUCGCCUCGCAAGUCGCGCUAUCCUCGUUACAAGGUCACUCGCCGGCAGCACGCGACAUCGCCCUGUUUAAGAGUCGCAGACUAAGCAUCUCAGCUGCAAACGUGUUCCCGGCGGCACUUGCCGGCCAGGCGAUGCCGGACCGUCAGGCGCUACCAGCUAGCCGGCAAGUCGCGUGGCGUGCCUCUACCGCGCUUGCCAGUCCCACCAUGGCUGCCUUCUCCCCGCAUUGUGUCUGUCACAGCCAUUGCUGCCCUGCUCUCUCACUCCUCCCUCAUCUCAUCACCCCAAAACCGCCAGAUGUUCCCAACCCCCGUCUUCCUUCCCUCCCCCUGCCCCAUUCCCGCAUUCCUUCGGUCCUCCCACGUAUCCCAUCCCCUUACCCUCCCCCAGCGGUGAGGGAGUUGAAGCCGGUGGGCAAGGCGGCCAUAGGCGGCCCCUUCACACUUGUGGACGGCCAAGGGAAGCCAUUCACAGAGGCUGAUCUCAAGGGGCGGUGGGCGCUGCUCUACUUCGGCUUCACCUUCUGCCCGGACAUCUGCCCCAGCGAGCUCAUCAAGAUUGCUCAGGCUGUUGAUCUAGUGGAGAAGCAGGUGGGAGUGAGGGUGGUGCCCGUGUUCAUCUCAGUGGACCCUGAGCGAGACACCGCAGAGCAGGUCAAGGAGUAUGUCAAAGAGUUCCACCCGAGAAUGAUCGGCCUCACAGGCACACCAGAACAGGUGAAGGCAGCAGCACGGGCGUUCAGAGUGUAUUACAUGAAGACAGAGGAGGAGGGAUACGACUACCUCGUCGACCACUCCAUCAUCUCAUAUCUGAUGAGUCCAGAGUUUGAGUUUGUCAAGUUCUUUGGCCGCAACCACACACCAGAGGGGUUGGCAGACGGCAUAGCUGGGGAGAUCAAGGGGCAUGGCAAGUAG